CUUACCAUGAAGGCCUCAGUCAUUGCAGCCUUUUUUGGUGUAUUUCUUACAUAUACAUAUGCAGCUAAGGAAGCCAUGAAGAAGACUAAAAAGGCUAAGCUAUAUGUACCCCAGAUCGACUGUGACGUCAAGGCGGGGAAGAUAAUCAAUCCAGAAUUCAUUGCAAAAUGCCCUCCUGGAUGUCAAGAUAUAAAAUAUCGUGUUUAUGGCACAGACAUUUAUGCUUCUUUUUCCAGUGUGUGUAGCGCUGCAAUCCACAGCGGCAUAAUUGACAAUGCAGGUGGGAAGAUCCUCGUCCAGAAGGUUGCUGGCCAUUCUGGUUACAGAGGGAGCUUCUCGAACGGGGUCCGAUCCCUGUCGCUGCCGCGUUGGAGGGAGUCCUUCCUCGUUGCAGAGGGAAAGCCAAGGAAAGGUGUGACGUACCCAUCAACUCUUGAAUAUUCUUCUUCAAAAAGCACAGUUGUUAAAUCAGAGCCUAAAAAGUCAGAGCAAGACAUAAAAGCUAUGAAGAAUGUCAGCAUCUCGAACACUGCAGAAAAAGCAUCAGAACAAGGCAAUACAGUCCACAAAGAGUACCAGACAUCUCCAGUGCCAAACCCAGCUACCCCAAUUGCCGCCACAAGCCCACCACAGACAACAGCAACAACAGACCCUUCCACCACAACACCGAAACCAGCUACAACACCUGUGACGACCAGAACCACAACAGCUGCAGCUACAGCCAAGUCUCGACCAGCACUGCAUCGAGUUAGAGAUACAGGCUCUAGCAGUAUCCACCCAGCAUAUUCAUCUGUGGCAGCGGCAGCAUCAAGACAGAUUCAGGCUGCACAAGGAAGAGGACAGAAUACAGCAUUCAGGGGCUCUUCCAUCUCCUCAAGUAGCAGGAAUAUUUUACGACACGGUACAGGAGUUCAGCGCCAAGAGCCUGUUGCAGCCUUCCGGAAACCUGCCGGAUCUCCAGCCCAUCUGGCAAUGGAAACAGACUUGUGGAAACCUGAAUUAAGCCUUUUUGAUACAGGCUUCGGGUCAAAAGAAGAACUGCAAACGAAACCGCUGGAGUCAAGAUCCCAGGGGAACCCCACCUGCAAAGUCGAUUUGUCCUUCUUAAUCGAUGGGAGCUGGAGCAUCGGUAAGCGCCGCUUUCAGAUCCAGAAACAGUUCCUCAGUAACGUGGCUGAUGCCCUCGACGUCGGCAGUGCCGGUCCUCUGAUGGGCAUCGUUCAGUACGGCAAUGACCCUUCCACAGAAUUUAACCUAAAAACUUACACAAACUCCAAGGAUAUAAGGAACGCCAUUGAGAAAAUCCCACAGAAAGGCGGACUUUCCAACGUGGGGAGGGCACUUUCAUUUGUUAACAAAAACUUCUUUUCGGAUGCCAAUGGGAACAGAGGCGGAGCACCAAACGUGGCAAUAGUGAUGGUGGACGGAUGGCCCACGGACAAAGUGGAGGAGGCCUCCAGGCUGGCCCGAGAGUCAGGGAUCAAUAUUUUCUUUGUCACUAUUGAAGGAGCUGCUGAAAGCGAAAAACAGAAUGUUAUCGAACCAGACUUUGUGGACAAGGCCGUAUGCAGAACAAAUGGCUUCUACUCCAUCAACGUGCCCAGCUGGUUCAGCCUGCACAAGGCGGUCCAGCCCUUGGUGAAGCGGGUCUGCGACACCGAGCGGCUGGUCUGCAGCAAGACGUGCCUCAACUCUGCCGACGUCGGCUUCGUCAUCGACGGCUCCAGCAGCGUUGGCACCGGCAACUUCCGCACGGUGCUCCAGUUUGUGGCCAACAUCAGCAAGGAGUUUGAGAUCUCGGACACCGACACGCGCAUCGGAGCUGUUCAGUACACGUACGAGCAACGGCUGGAGUUUGGCUUCGACAAGUACAGCUCCAAGCAAGACGUACUCAGUGCUAUUAAGAGGAUCAAUUACUGGAGCGGAGGCACCAGCACGGGAGCAGCCAUCAGCUACACCUUGGAGCACCUGUUCAACAAAUCCAAACCCAACAAGAGGAAGAUCAUGAUUCUCAUCACCGACGGCAGGUCUUACGACGACGUCAGAGUGCCGGCCAUGACAGCUCACCAGAACGGGGUCAUAGCUUAUUCCAUUGGAAUUGCUUGGGCAGCCCAGGAUGAACUGGAAGCCAUUGCAACAGAUCCCGAUAAAGAACAUUCCUUCUUUGUGGAUGAAUUUGACCACCUCUACCAAUUUGUUAAUCAGCUCAUCCAAAACAUUUGCACAGAAUUUAAUUCGCAGCCACGGAACUGACUGAAUCAAGCAAAGCAGAAUCCUUGGGCAUAAUGCUGAAGACACACAAAAUGCUGUAGGUGUAAUGCCAGCUCCAAGUCCAAGAAAUACUGGAAUUGUUAUUCUCUGGCACUUUUCAGUUCGCAAGG
This is a messenger RNA of Tinamus guttatus (white-throated tinamou), 2381 nucleotides long. It is a transcript of the gene VIT, whose product is annotated as vitrin. The record is from RefSeq and is a predicted model, not a curated record. Lineage: Eukaryota; Metazoa; Chordata; Aves; Tinamiformes; Tinamidae. Gene Ontology annotation, cellular component: interstitial matrix. Gene Ontology annotation, biological process: extracellular matrix organization; positive regulation of cell-substrate adhesion.